Molecule: messenger RNA, 793 nt
Organism: Talaromyces stipitatus ATCC 10500
Lineage: Eukaryota; Fungi; Ascomycota; Eurotiomycetes; Eurotiales; Trichocomaceae
Product: mitochondrial membrane fission protein (Fis1), putative
Exons: 4
Coding region: 76-537 (153 amino acids)
Biological process (GO): autophagy of mitochondrion; peroxisome fission; mitochondrial fission
Cellular component (GO): peroxisomal membrane; mitochondrial outer membrane
Molecular function (GO): protein binding
Source: RefSeq, a predicted model, not a curated record
AGGCACAAAACAUCUCUUCGGAUUGUACUUUGUCGCAUUCAAUAUAUUCAUAAUAAUUCUUUGUCAACAGUCAAUAUGGUCACUAAUCUGCCUUACGCUGCAGAUGCCGAGAGCCCCUUGAGACCCGAGGAACUCCAAGUCCUGCGAGCACAGUAUGAGAAGGAGGGUGAAUAUGUCGGAGUACAGACCAAAUUCAACUACGCCUGGGGACUCAUUAAAUCAAAUCUUCGAAGCGAACAACAGGAAGGUGUUAUCCUCCUCUCCCAGAUCUUUCGCACCGCUCAGGAACGUCGCCGUGAAUGCCUCUACUACCUCGCUCUCGGAAACUUCAAGCUAGGCAACUAUGCAGAAGCGCGCAAAUACAACGAUGCAUUGCUCGAGCAUGAACCCGGCAAUCUGCAGGCUGCUAGCCUGCGACAACUCAUCGAGGACAAAGUCGCCAAAGAGGGUUUGAUGGGAGUUGCCAUAGUGGGCGGUGUGGCUCUUGCUGCUGGAUUGAUCGGAGGUCUCCUUGUCAGAGGCUCUCGCAGACGAUGAGAAAUGAUUCUAUAUGACAGAUCCAACACGGCCAGUAUACGACAUGAAGUUUUCUCCGUACAUAUCUUCGUUUUGAUUGAUAGCUAAUUGACCACGGCAUGGGCGGGCGUUAUUCUUCUUACGAUCACUGUAUCUUUAAACUGUUUUCCCCUUUCGUUUUGCUGAUCGCGUAACAUGUCUGUUUGGCUUUAGUGUUUAUAUAUCAAGAUCACAGCUACAAAUCACAAUUUCUCUACUCCAGAUUAUCCACCCAAGC